Messenger RNA from Diabrotica virgifera virgifera (western corn rootworm), 563 nucleotides. Its product is annotated as zinc finger MYM-type protein 1-like. The record is from RefSeq and is a predicted model, not a curated record. NCBI's taxonomy places the organism in Eukaryota, Metazoa, Arthropoda, Insecta, Coleoptera, Chrysomelidae. The transcript is spliced from 2 exons. Bases 117 to 470 code for a protein of 117 amino acids. Gene Ontology annotation, molecular function: protein dimerization activity.
GCUACAAGCUAAACAUUUUAGUUCCAUCAACGUUAGAUUCCGUGUCAAAUGUGAAAUCCAGCUUUGAAAGUAUUUGUGAUAAAUACUCUUCUGUAUUGUCAAUUAAAAAGGAAACAAUGCUAAUGAAGAUUUUGAAUGAGAUUUGCUCCCUAAAGAACAUGGUUAACUACAACGUCUUCAAAGAAAUCAGUACCCCUAUGACGUGUUUUCAAAAUCUUGAUGAGCACAACUACCCUAUUUUGAAGUCUUUGGUGCAGAUCCUGCUUACUUUACCAAUAUCAAUAGCAACAGCAGAGAGAUCAUUUUCUACGCUGAGGCGAUUGAAAAGCUGGAUGAGGACCAGAAUGACCGAAGACCGCCUGACCGGACUGGCUCUCAUGAAUGUUCACAGGGAUAUAGAAGUGGACAUCAAUAAAAUUAUCGAUCGGUAUUCCAGCAAGAAGAAUAGAAAACUGGAUUUUGUAAUUUAAGGGAAAACAACGUAGUUUUUGUUAAGCCAAAGUAUUUUUGUUUUGUUUUAUAAUUUACUUCUAAUGUCAGUAAUUAAAUCAUACUAAACAUAA